Messenger RNA from Oryza brachyantha (malo sina), 2817 nucleotides. RefSeq lists its product as uncharacterized. The transcript has a single exon. NCBI's taxonomy places the organism in Eukaryota, Viridiplantae, Streptophyta, Magnoliopsida, Poales, Poaceae. The record is from RefSeq and is a predicted model, not a curated record. Bases 75 to 590 code for a protein of 171 amino acids.
CCUCUCGCCGGGCAAGGAAACCGCCGCCGCGUGUUCCGCUGGCUACGCCGCCUCCGACCUCUCCCGCAUCCGCCAUGGCGGAGCCGAGAGUCAGAGGCCGAGCUCCCCGGAGCACUGACCCCACCUGGCCGGAGCGGGCGGAGGCGCUGACCCAUGUCCUAACCAACCCCUCCCACUCGCCGUCGCUCCACUCGCAGCUUUUCCUCGCGUCCCGCGUGCCGUGCCCGCCCGCGGGCUCCACCUACCCGCCGUUCCUCUGCCCCGGCGCCGGCCUCCUACGGUGGGCGCUCGCCUCCGUGUUCCUUCCGCGCGUCGCCAGGCUCUGCCUCCCUCCGUCGUCGUGGCGCUCCCGGUGCCCCUUCCAGCUCCCGCCGCCGAUCGUGUCCUCCAUCGGCAUCGAGCAGGCGCCGGAGCGGUGGAGCGAGGCGGAGCUCCGGGCUUACGCUCGGCGGCAGCGGGUGCUGAGGGGGCCCAUGAGGGCGCGGCCGCCGCACUCCGUCGCGGGGGCGGUGCUCACCAUCGUGCCCAACGUCGUCAUCGUCGCGGCGGUCAUCCGCGAGCUGUUCUGGGUCCGGCCGAACCGCAUCUGAGCCAUUGAGGUACACCGAUGUCCACAGCUGUGAUGGGGGUUUCGUGAACUGUGGCACAGUGCAUUGUGCGAAUGCACUUAUCAUGAUCGUGUAUCACGGUAGCAACUUAUAGCUGCAAAAUGUUCACAACCUGCAAGAUUGGGACGCUGUUUUGCAAUUGGUCCUCUCUAUCCUGGGCUAGAUAUUGCAAGUGCAGUUUAUGUGAUUUUCUGAUUCUCUCCACGUUGAGGAUGUUGUAUACUGCUUUAGCAUUUGCAAAGCAGUUAAAUUAAGAGUCAUGAGUCAUCUGAAUCUUUAACAUUUAAGUUGCUGGUACUUGACAACGCAGGCUCCAUUAUAGCUCAACAUAGAUUGUAUCAGAUAUUAGUGAUUUGGUAAUUAGUGCUGCAGUGCUUUGCAACCGUCUGAAUUCCUUCUUUAUUGAAGCAGAGUAGUACAUGAGAGCUAUAGAUUCAUGCUGAAGUACUAGAUGCCAUGGAUAUCUCUCUACAUAUGGAGCGUGCGCUAUCUCUUUUCAGACUGUUGAUUAUUUAUGGCGAGGUGCCCACUGGCCACUACUGAUGUUGCAAUUGGGGGCAGGAGGCACUAUGAUCUCAAGUUCUCGACAGACAACAGCUCUAUCAGGCAUCUGGAUCGGCUUAUGCGUGGAGCCCAUUUGGCGAGUCCGCUUGGAUGCCGUUGCCACUAUCCUUUGCACCAUCUUCAUAUUGAAGGAAGCCUCGUAAUUUCCCUCUGCUAGCAAAUUGAUCUUUUCAGAUUGGCAUUGGGCAAUGGAGCAAUGGAGUUGCUGAGCAUACACUGCUUCCCUCUCUGAUUCUCUAAUCGUGAAAAUACUAUGUAUGUUCCUUGAGAUGAAUUACAUUCAGGUCCACCACAUAUUGUACUGGCUGCUUACUGCUCCUGUCAUUGGGCAGAUAUAUUUCUGGGAUAUGCUACCAAGGUGAAUUGGUGAAGUAUAUCUUGCUGUUUGUGUUGAGGACCAAUGCAGUCAUGCAUUCCUGAAUAUCCAGUAGAAAAAUUUGCUAUGUAUUGGUUUGGCAUACAGCAAUUGGACGAAGCACAAAGUUUCUGUCAUCUUCCAUGUCGAAAUCCGCCAUUGGAUUAAUCUCUUGCCAUGAGGCAGUUGCUCCUGAGGCGAGUUGGAUGAAUGGAGGGAGGGAGCGCGGAGCGCCGAUCAGGGGGGUGAGGCAGUCUGCUGGUGCAAUAACAGUGAUCCUGUUGAAUCAGAAAUCAAAGUGCAGGAGAAGAUUUUGUUGUCCAUGGAUCUGAAGCUGAAUACAAUAUCACAAUAGGUGUGGAUCGUGAGUUAUUCAUGCCCUGAGUAGCCAAAAAGAUUAAUUUGGACUUCAGAGUGCAUAGUUGACAUGGAACAGAGAUGACUCUGAAUCAUGAUUUCUGGCUUUAGCUACGGUUGUGGUGUUCAAGAUGAUUUUCUACCUAGCUUUUCUGGAUUCUAGAAGAGUAGAAGACUGGUUGGAAAUGUUUGACGUGUUAAAUUUACAAAGGACACCCAAGCAGGUCACUGGAGACCUAUGAGUAACUGCAUGUUCUUUUCCAGGUUCUUAUCUGGCUACCAACUUACCAAGGCAGUAACAAUGGCGCCUGUGCCUCACGGUGCAAUGUCUCUCGAAGGGCUAAGGAAGGCCACCCUGAAUUUAUUCCUUCUACAGCGGCUGUCCAAUUUCAAGGUGUAUUAUUCUUGUUCUUGUCUGGGAGGUAGGUCCUUGGCUGUCUAGCUACAGCCCACAAGGCUUUUAUUGUAAUCAACCUUUUCUUCUUGAUGCAAAAGUCAGCGAUCUUGCCUGUUCUCUUUAAGUUGGCAUGCAAAUAUCUCAGUUUGGAAGAAGUGCGCAUGCAUUUGUUUCUGAUCAAACCAUGUUUGCUCUGUAAAUCAUUUCGAGUUGAGACCUUUCAUUGAAACAAAGAGUUGGAGAGCUCAGAGAAAGUUCAGGUGAAGUUCUGUAAGUACUAUCUGUGUAGAUUACUUUGGAGAACAAUUUGUUGACAAAUUUUAGCAUGCAUGAGAGUCGAGCACGGUGGCGACUCGUGAUUUGGCAUGACUUCUGAAUUCUGCCCAUUGAUUAGAAUCACGCAUUUGUGGUGGAAAGGAUGCAACACUUUGCGGUUGCCAUUCGCCCUCCCGCCUGAUAGGAAAACAAGGUAUCUCGUCUGCUUUCAAACGCUCGUCACAUUUUAAAUAUUUUUGGCCCUUUUAUAAUCUUGGUGU